AUGAAGUCAUUUUUGGUUUUUAAAGAUGUGGUUCAUGAAAGAAAUACGUCAAAGUUUCAUCGGAAAACAGGAUGCUCGCUACCCUUACACAUUUAUCAGUUUCUGAGCAUUUUCGUCACCUUCAUAAUCUCUUUCAUCCACUACUAUGUAAUAUUACCAAUAUCUGUUUUCAAUAGUCCAAUAUUCUACGUUAUCUCGUCCUUUCUUUUACUGCUGGUCGUGGUUUUCUAUACUAUCGUCUCACUCAUCGACCCAGUGGAUCGCAACGCUUCAUCGGUUAUAUACACUAAAAAUGAAUAUAAAAACAAGUUAGGUAAGUUCCAGAAGUAUUUCUCCAAAACGGAAACCAAUUCAAAUGAAAAAACUGAACCACUAAACCCUAGCAUCGAUUCGCCAAAAGAAAUAAAUGACACAGAAUCCAAAUGUACGGAUUCCACAAGUGCAUCAACUAACCCUCAGAAUGGACGAAAACCUCCUAAUAUACAAAUGGAGCUGUCUCACUGCAGUGUCUGUCUGUAUGUAGAUCCCAGCAGUAAGCACUGUAACGUCUGCAACAAAUGUAUUACCAAAUUCGAUCACCACUGCAUUUGGGUUAAUAAUUGCAUUGGCCUAGUAAACUACUUAUAUUUCAUACUUUUGCUGUUUUUCGCCCUGGUCUUUUUGACCUAUAACUACGUUUUAGCCUUCUAUAUAAUAUUCUCAUUCAAGGACACUGCCCUGGCACAUGAAAAGUUUCGAGCACUGGUUCUCAACAUUUCCAACAAAUAUUUCAAGGCGUUUUUACUCGGGUCCGCCCUUUUCAACCUCAUUCCCUUUCUAUUUCUGCUCUACCUUUUUGUUUUCCACCUCUUCCUCAUUUACACCAACCAAACAACAUAUCAGUACUACAUUAAGCGGAUGGAGCAAUUGGUGAGUUUUAACUAA
Theileria annulata is the source of this 924-nucleotide messenger RNA. RefSeq lists its product as uncharacterized. Bases 1 to 924 code for a protein of 307 amino acids. Gene Ontology annotation, biological process: peptidyl-L-cysteine S-palmitoylation; protein targeting to membrane. Gene Ontology annotation, molecular function: protein-cysteine S-palmitoyltransferase activity. Gene Ontology annotation, cellular component: endoplasmic reticulum; Golgi apparatus. NCBI's taxonomy places the organism in Eukaryota, Apicomplexa, Aconoidasida, Piroplasmida, Theileriidae. The record is from RefSeq and is a predicted model, not a curated record. The transcript has a single exon.